AUGGCAUCCAUACUACCUCCGAUUUCAAUCAAGACUUUGCUUUUAUGUUUAGCAUGGUACCUGGUUCUGUCAUUCACGUCUCAAGUGACUAAAGUUAUCUUACAAAAGAUGACAUACCCUUUCCUUCUUUCUUCAGCCCAGUUUCUCAUUGGAGGUAUCUUGUCCUAUAGUCUAAUUCAGAGUCUGCGAAUAUUUCCCCAACUCAAGAGCCUAUUUCCUCCAGAUACACUUCCAGCAGAUGCAAACAGGCCGAUAAUCAGCAAAGAAAUGUUCUUGAAGAUUCUCCCAUUGGGAUUGCUUCAGUUUGCCCUGAAAUACUUCUCAUUAAGCGCCACUCUGUUGAUUCCGGUCGCAACCGUGGCCACUAUGAAAGCGCUAAGUCCCAUGCUCUUGGUUUUUGGUUACAGAGUAGUAUACGGAGUACACAUUCCUAUGUUGACAUACCUUCUGCUAACCCCCCUCUUGGCAGGUGUAAUAAUGAUGAUUUUGGUCGAUCCAGAUCAAAAGAGCAAGCAGGAAAAGCAGUCUGUGCUAGUCAGCUCGUUUGAAGGAAAAAAUGUGGAGGGCUUAAUUUACAGUGCGUUGAGUGCUGUGUUUAUGGCAAGUCAGCAAAUGUAUGGCAAGGAGCUAAUAACAUGGGAUUCUCGAACAAAGGCGAACCCCGCGUCCUUAGUUUUGAACACAGAUCCUAGUCGGCCUGCCAGUCCCGCUCCACUUGGCCUGCCUUCUUCAAAUCAUUUUGAGAGCAAGUCGAACUUAGGUACUCUUCCGUAUUCGAUGUCGGACUUGAAACUCGAUCAACAAGCCCAGGCACACAGUCGGUAUGUUAAUGAAUACCAAAAGGGCCGAACAUACACAAAUCCGUUUGCCAAACUUGCACCUACCAGGCUCACGAAAAAGCCUGAUAAGUUUACCGUCAUCUUUUAUAUAUCCGUGAUUGGAUUUAUUUUCUCCUUUGCUGGGUUCGUCAUUUACGAGUUGUUCAACAUUUUACACAGUAUAGGAGACCCUUCGCAUUUCAAAGGAACUUUGGAGAGCACCCAGGACCUUGUGCUUGUUCUUACUUUAAUCGUGUUGGAUUCAUUAUCGCAUUUUUGCCAGAGCUCACUUUCGUUCAUAUUGCUUGGUUCGAUCCAUGCUCUCUCAUACUCUAUUGCAUCUAUGAUGAAGAGAAUUGUCAUCAUUUUCGUGGGUCUUCUUUUUGUCGAGUCUUCAGGUAAUGACUCGUCAAACAAAUGGUUUGGCAAGAUUUCAACUUCGCAGUUACAAGGUUUAUGUCUCAUCAGCCUCGGUCUAUAUUGCUAUGACAGAUGGGGCUCUAGAAGCGUGAAGGAAAAUAGAAGAUAG
This is a messenger RNA of Clavispora lusitaniae ATCC 42720, 1347 nucleotides long. Its product is annotated as Triose-phosphate Transporter family protein. NCBI's taxonomy places the organism in Eukaryota, Fungi, Ascomycota, Pichiomycetes, Serinales, Metschnikowiaceae. Gene Ontology annotation, molecular function: phosphoenolpyruvate transmembrane transporter activity; antiporter activity. The record is from RefSeq and is a predicted model, not a curated record. Gene Ontology annotation, biological process: phosphoenolpyruvate transmembrane import into Golgi lumen. Gene Ontology annotation, cellular component: endoplasmic reticulum; Golgi apparatus.